GAGACACUUUGGCUGCUCUCAACAGAACUAUCGGGUUAUGUUUUAUUUCUGACUGGAUCCAGAUGUUCAGAUGGGCUGAAAGAUGAACGUACAGAUGUUAACACGUCGUCAUCCAGGCUGCAGGUCCUCUGAGGUCCUGGUUUUCCACCCAUGAGGUUCUGACCCGUCUGAGGUGAGCCGGCCCAGCCGGGCCUCCGGGCUCAGCCAGCAGCUGGGAGCACGUUCACCUCUGAUGACCGGCAGGCUGCUGGUCCAUUCGCCAUCGACCGCUCUGGUCCAGAACAGCCAGCGCUGGCAGGGAUCAAUCUGCUUCAGUUCUGACCCAGCAGACCGCCGGUGGACGAUGAGCUCGUAGGACAUCAGCAGCUCAGUUCUCACUUUUCUCAUCGAGGAUGACGGCUCUACUAAUGUAAAAAAAAUGGGAGACUGGAAUUUCCUCGGAGGCAUCUUGGAGGAGGUGCACAUCCACUCCACCAUGGUCGGCAAGAUCUGGCUGACCAUCCUGUUCAUCUUCCGGAUGCUGGUGCUGGGCGUGGCCGCCGAGGACGUGUGGAACGACGAGCAGUCCGACUUCAUCUGCAACACGGAGCAGCCCGGCUGCCGGAACGUCUGCUACGACCAGGCCUUCCCCAUCUCCCUGAUCCGGUACUGGGUGCUCCAGGUGAUCUUCGUGUCCUCGCCCUCCCUGGUGUACAUGGGUCACGCCAUCUACCAGCUGCGUGCUCUGGAGAAGGAACGCCACUGCAAGAAGGUAGCCCUGCGCCGGGAGCUGGAGGCUGUGGAUGCGGAGAUGGUGGAGGUGAAGAGGAGGAUCGAGAAGGAAAUGAGGCAGCUGGAGCAGGGGAAGCUGAACAAAGCGCCGUUGAGGGGCUCGCUGCUGUGCACCUACGUGGCCCACAUUGUUACUCGCUCCGUGGUGGAGGUGAGCUUCAUGAUGGGUCAGUACAUCCUCUACGGACACCGCCUGAACACGCUGUACAAGUGUGAGAGGGAGCCGUGUCCCAACGUGGUGGACUGCUUUGUGUCCAGGCCCACGGAGAAAACCAUCUUCAUGAUGUUCAUGCAGUCCAUCGCCUGCAUCUCCCUCUUCCUCAGCCUGCUGGAGAUCAUGCAUCUGGGCUUCAAGAAGAUCAAGAAGAGCAUCUUGAACUACUACCCGCACCUCAAGGACGACCUGGACGACUAUUAUCUCAACAAGUCCAAGAAGAAUUCGGUUGUGCAUCAGGUCUGCGUUGGGACGUCGGUGGGGCGUAAGAGUACGAUUCCCACUGCUCCCAGUGGGUACACGUUACUGCUGGAGAAACAGGGCAAUGGACCCAACUACCCGCUCCUCAGCGCCUCCUCUGCCUUCGUCCCAAUACAAGGGGAUCUCGGUGCAAAGCCGGACAGCCAUAAGGACGCCAAGGAGGGAGUGCCGAGCCCCACGGAGCAGAACAGCAACUCCAACAACACCAGCAGUGAGACGCGCUCGCCUCCUGUGGACAAACAGGACGAGCCGGAGGAGCUUUGCAUGACCCACCGUGACGACCUGGACUGCGGGAGCUCCGAGUACCCCACCCUGCCUGUGGCGGACGCCUCGUCCUCCACCACGCUGUCCGGCAUAGCGAGAAAGACGCGGAGGCUCAGUCCGCCGUGGAACUGCUCCACGGUGGUGGAGGGCAACUGCUCGGACAGCGGAGACUCCUACCACGGAAACGCCAGCACCAAGAUGCGCAGCAGCGGCGCCGGCCCCAGAGCCAGGGCCGUCUCCAAGUCGGACCCAAAGAGGCCGAGUCGGUCCCAGAGUCCGGACUCCGUGGGGGAGCUGAGCUCGGUGUCUCGACACAGCCGGGAGAGCAACAGUCCCGUCACUUCGUCUCCCAACCGGAGAGUGUCGGCGGCGAGCAGCGGGAGCAGCAGACGAGCCCCGACCGACUUACAGAUUUAAAACGGACUCCGUACACAGACCCGCACAGACAUCCUGAUCCGGUCCUUUCUCUAGACGUUUCUGCCAAACAGCCACAAGUCCCUGAAAUAUCUGAAGUGCUCUUUUACAGUUGCUCUCCAGGGUUUUUGAAGGUCUCUCAAAGCCUGAGUUUAGACCUUGGCUGCUUCCACUCAUCAACCGAUAAACUAUAAGUGUAGAAAUGCUCCAG
Molecule: messenger RNA, 2135 nt
Organism: Fundulus heteroclitus (mummichog)
Lineage: Eukaryota; Metazoa; Chordata; Actinopteri; Cyprinodontiformes; Fundulidae
Product: gap junction alpha-9 protein
Exons: 2
Coding region: 419-1927 (502 amino acids)
Biological process (GO): cell communication
Cellular component (GO): connexin complex
Source: RefSeq, a predicted model, not a curated record